AAGAUCCAUUUGCUCCUUUGCUUUGUCAUGUGACAUACAAAGCAAAGGGAAGAGCCACUUCCCAGCCAGUUAGCUUUGGCAGAGUUUAUUGGCCUUCUCGCCAGAAGCUCCGCCUGCCACCCCCUCUGCUCUCCUCUCCCCCCUCGUUGGUGGGCUAAACCCAUAAAAGUGUGUGCGUGUGUUUGUCCGAGUGUGUGUGCAUGCUGACUGCUAAACACCAGCGAGCGUCGACAUGGCUGGCUGCUCAGGAUGUGGACCGGGAUACGCGAGCCCGCUCAACGCCAUGAAGGGCGAUCGCGAGAAGAUUGUGUAUCUUCCGUGCAUCUACCGCAACACGGCCACCUGCCAGGCGGACUACUUGGCCACCGUGGACGUGGACCCGGACUCUUCGUCCUACUGCCAGGUGGUGCACCGCCUUCCCAUGCCCAACGUCAACGAUGAGCUCCACCACAGCGGCUGGAAUGCGUGCAGCAGCUGCUUCGGCGACGCCUCCAAGAAGCGCAACCGCCUCAUCCUGCCUGCUCUCAUCUCCUCUCGGAUCUAUGUGGUGGACGUCGGCGCCGACCCCCGAAAGCCCAGACUCCACAAGAUCGUGGAGCCUGUGGAUCUGUACUGGAAAUGCGGCCUGGCCAACCCCCACACCAGCCACUGUCUGGGCAGUGGUCAGAUCCUGAUCAGUUGCAUGGGGGACCCCUCCGGGGGCGGCAAAGGUGGCUUUGUGCUGCUGGAUGCUGAGACCUUUGAGGUGAUUGGCAACUGGGAGCAUCCUGGCGAGGCGGCCCCCUUCGGCUACGACUUUUGGUACCAGCCUCGCCACAACGUGAUGAUAAGCAGUGAGUGGGGAGCCCCCAAAAUCCUUGCAGAGGGUUUUAAUCCUGCUCAUGUCGCAGAAGGCCAUUAUGGUACUUCCCUCCACGUGUGGGAUUGGAGCACCCAUAAGAGGGUGCAGACACUGGAUCUGGGAGAAGAGGGUGCCAUUCCUCUUGAGGUCCGGUUUCUCCAUGACCCAGAUGCCACAGAAGGUUUUGUGGGCUGUGCCCUAAGGGGGAACGUGUUCCGGUUUUACAGAGAACCAACAGGAAAGUGGGCUGCAGAGAAGGCCAUAGGUGUUCCCAGUAAGAAAGUCGAAGGAUGGAUUCUGCCUGACAUGCCAGGCCUGAUCACUGACAUCCUGAUCUCUUUGGAUGACCGCUUCCUUUACUUCAGCAAUUGGCUACAUGGUGACGUCAGACAGUACGACAUCAGCGACACCAGGAACCCUCGACUGGUUGGACAGGUGUUUUUGGGAGGCAGUAUCACCAGUGAUGGACCGGUCCGAGUCCUAGAGGACCCAGAUAACCAGCUGCAGCCCCGCCCCCGUUUUAUUAAGGGGAAGCGCGUCUCUGGUGGUCCCCAGAUGUUACAGUUAAGUUUGGAUGGUCAAAGGCUAUAUGCAACUACGUCACUCUACAGUGGCUGGGACAAACAGUUCUACCCUGAAAUGGUCCGGGAGGGGUCGGUAAUGAUGCAAAUCCACGUGGACUCCCUCAAGGGGGGUCUAACUCUCAACGAGAACUUCCUUGUGGACUUCGGCAAGGAGCCCGGUGGUCCGGCACUGGCUCAUGAGCUGCGGUACCCGGGAGGAGACUGCACAUCUGACAUCUGGCUGUGACCCCAAACAUUCGCUGCUUCUUCUAAAGGGUGCCUGCCAGUCAAAUUUGAUCUGUGCUUCCAAUUUGAAGCUCAUCACAUGGUUUUGUCUGAAUGUUAACAACCCAUGCGUGAUUGUAAAUGCAAAUUCAAAAGACUUGAUGAUGAUUAUCGUGAUCUUACUAAGAGAGCAGCAGCACUGGGGCCCACGGUUGUACUUGGUACAAUAAAUGUGUGUCGCCCCAAAAGGCCUGU
This is a messenger RNA of Syngnathus acus (greater pipefish), 1884 nucleotides long. RefSeq names its product selenium binding protein 1 (gene selenbp1). Gene Ontology annotation, molecular function: selenium binding; protein binding. The record is from RefSeq and is a predicted model, not a curated record. The coding region runs from base 233 to 1651 and encodes 472 amino acids. The transcript has 12 exons. Lineage: Eukaryota; Metazoa; Chordata; Actinopteri; Syngnathiformes; Syngnathidae.